Messenger RNA from Syngnathus typhle (broad-nosed pipefish), 5039 nucleotides. RefSeq names its product nuclear protein, ataxia-telangiectasia locus (gene npat). Lineage: Eukaryota; Metazoa; Chordata; Actinopteri; Syngnathiformes; Syngnathidae. The transcript is spliced from 17 exons. Gene Ontology annotation, molecular function: transcription coregulator activity; protein binding. The coding region runs from base 166 to 4464 and encodes 1432 amino acids. The record is from RefSeq and is a predicted model, not a curated record. Gene Ontology annotation, cellular component: nucleus.
UGACUUCCGGGUCCAAUGAGCUUGAGUUCCCCGCCUUUUGAGUACAACGCCUUCCCAACAAUACAGAUGAAGUCUAAAGUUGGACGUUAUAAAGUAUCUUUCGUAGUGGAAAUGUAAAUGAAGUACUGGAGGCUAUUUACUCUUUGAAGCAAUCUGCUGGCAGCCAUGUUGCUGCCAUCUGACGUCGCUCGUCUCGUUCUGGGCUAUCUUCAGGAAGAAGGUCUCUCCGCUACAAGCCAAGCAUUCAUUCAGGAGAGCCCAAACCUGAAAGAAUAUGCAGAACACACCAUGGGAGAUGGAGCUCUCCCUGCUUGUGUUUUUUCUGUCUUUGGAAAGGGACUAACAACGAUUUUAAAUGAGUACAUGGCUGCAAAAGCAAAAGAGACUUGCCAUGAAGUACCUGCUAUGUUGACAUCAUUGUGGAAAAAGCUGGAUUUUACGCUCAAACAAAUCAAGUCCUUACAGAGUUCCCCAGCUAUCGCAGCAAGUCAGAGAGCACGUUCACGCAUUGGACUGGCAAACUUGGCGAAACAACGAGGUUUGACGAUGACUUCAACGAGCAGUCUUGUAUGUUCUUCGGAAGCAUCCUUAAUCAGCAGCCCGGCACUCAGCACACAGAGUACGCUCAGCCACUCCAUCCCUGUGAGCUACAGUUCUCCCCAAAUCAGAGCCCCUCCGGGUACUGCAACGGCUCAGCAAUUCCAUGAUAUUAGCCAAUCACUCAAUAUACAGAGAGAUUGUCCUAUACAGAUAAUAGUUUCAGAACAGCGACCAAAUCCUGGACCAAUGUCUCCUGGGCGACGGAAAUGGGACACUCCAAGGAAAAGGAGCACUGCUCUGGGGUGCUCCAGUGGUCCUGGAAAGUCGAGUACACCUGCCAGCAACGUUACUGCUGAACCACAACCUGAAGAAGUCGUUGAUGAGAACUUCCCUCAACUUGUGAUACAAAGUGCUCGUGAUAAGAUUCUGGGAGACCGGUCAUUACAGGAAAAACUUGCUGAAAAUAUCAACAAAAUUCUUGCAAAUGAACCAACUCCCCAAACAGUAAAGGCCCCAUCAAGUUCAAUAGAAGAGGACCAGUCAAUUGAUGAGAUCCUGGGAUUACAGGGAGAAAUACAUAUGAGUGAGGAUGCAAUUCACGAUAUUUUGGAGCAAACGGAAUCGGACCCCGCAUUCCAGGCCCUGUUUGACCUCUUUGACUACAAUAAAGCACGAACUGAUGGAGAACCAGGAAAUAUGGAUAUGGACAAUAAGACAGGAGAAAAUGAUAAUGCCGGACCACCAUCUACAGUCGGGCAGCUUCAGAGUAACAAUCCAGGCACCACAGUGCAAGAGACAUCAGAUUUAACAGCGGCAACGGUGAAGAACAAACCGAUCCAAGAACGCAAGACCAGAAAAUCAAACACUCUGUUGAAAAAGAGUGUAAUCGGGCCCAGCAGUAGAUCAUCCCAGUCAGACAACAGUACUGAAAAUGAAAAAGGAAAAGCUUCACUCUUUAGUAAUACUGUUGAUGCAUCACCAAUAGAUAUUGACAGCACAGUGGAUACUUCAGCUAUCAUGGAGCAUACACCCACUCUUGGAGAACUGUGUGUCACUAAAGACAACGUACCCACCACUAUGUUCCUCAUGGACUCAACAGCUGUCCUUUCAUCGAAAGCCACUCCUACGGCGGAACCAGUGGUUCGUGUGGCAACUCAAAGGGGAAGUAAACAAAAACAAGGCUCUCGAGUUGAAUCUUUGGCGUCUUUAUCUUCGCAGGGUGAUGAGCCUAUGUUUUUGUCUCCUGAUCAAGUUAAGAUGAGUGGAAACCCCUCUCUUACUUCAGUUGCAAUCAAUGGUGGAGCAAUUCAGCCUUCGAUGAAUCUCUCAGUAACGCCUCAGUUAUCCAUGAGCUCAUUUUCGUCCGCAGACUCCACUGUUGCUAACAACACUGCAACAAAUAUAGUAACAGCUUGUCCCCAGCUAUCUUCCUCUCUCAGCACACCUCAUACAGGUAUACUUGACCCAUCCACUUUUACAUCCGCCACAUCCCCAAUCUCUGGAAUGCUCGGCGCUGCUCAAUCUAGCUUGGCCACCUGCGAUAACAACACCCCAAGAAAAGAUAUGACCGAUUCCAAUAAUGUGGUUUCUUUGAAGAUCAUCAUCAGUGAUAACCCCGAUGACAUUUCCUCAAGUGAUAAAGCUUUGAAUCAGGCAAUUUCCAGUCUUGCUACAGAAAAGCUCCCCACAAUCUACCUUUCUUCACCCGCCAAGUCCCCUAGAGAACCUGGCACACCGAGAGGCACUAACUUGGAUGAAGCCGCACUGGCGGUGCAUGGCUUACAAAGCUCAGAGGCACUUGCUAAUUCCCCUUCCAGAGCUGGGCCACUUCUCCCAUUUCAUCAGUUGACCCCAGCAACACAAACACAACUGGCGAAUUCAGCUAAUAGAGCCGGAGCACUCGUUCCAUUUCAUCAGGUCACAUCAGCAACACCUAGUAGAGUCGGAGCACUAGUUCCAUUUCAUCAGGUCACAUCAGCAACACCUAGUAGAGCCGGAGCACUAGUUCCAUUUCAUCAAGUAACGUCAGCGACACCUAGUAGAGCAGGAGCACUCGGUCCAUUUGAUCAGUUAACAGCAACAACACAAACACAGCAAGCUCAUUCACCUAGUAGAGUCGGAGCGCUAGUUUCUUCUCAUCCGUUACCGACGACGACGACACAAACGCAGCAAAGCUACAUUAUUCAGCUACCCUUGGACACUGCUAACCCUGCGCUUCAAGGAGCGGGUACUAGCUACUUCCUCAUGACGGAACCCCUGACAGCAGAUACUUCAAGCAGGCAGGUGCCUGCAGGUUCCUCAAAAGUACCUCUUUUGCCCCAAAACAGCCAUUAUAGUGUUUCAGCAGCAACUCCUGCACGAAGCCUUGUCGCUGGGUCACCACUCAUCUUGCCAUCACCUGCUAAACCUAUGAUGCUUCCUGUCUCUGUUGUGGGACAGAAUGCGACUGGAAAUGUCCAGAUGGUGGCUAAUCAGGGUGUUGGAAUACCAAACCUAGUGCCAAUGCAGCACACCCUAACUUUGGAUCCCAAACUUUCGAUGGUUGCUGGUAACCAGCCCACAACUGGUGGAAUUAUGCUCAAUGAAGUCGCACAGAAUUUGCACAAUGCAAAUCAGCAUCACGAAUCAAAGGAUUCUGGUUCCAGCCAUAAGAGAAUUUUAUGUUUUGAGUCAUCCACCAAAAUUCAACCAACAACUUCUAAACCAACAACGGCCACCUCUUCAGCUGGGAAUGUGUCAACGUCACUGUGUGUCACGCAGUCUAAAAAAGGUCGUUCACAAACGACCCGCUGUACAAGGCCCACUAUCCUCGGUGGCAAUAAGCACAAACGGAGAGUCGAGACCGUGAGGUGCUCGUCAGAUCCCAAAACUGGUGGGAAUUUGGAUACGGAUUUUCCUUCACAACAACAAAAUUGCGAUGCUAACACCCCACAUCGAAAACCUCAAAUUGCAAGUGGGAGCAGAGUCGAUGUGUCUCAGACUGAGUCAAUAAAAAGCUCAGAGCCGAGAAACAACUUGAAAUCUACAGUAGGGAAACACAGUCCUAAUGAAGUUGAGGUAAGUGAUGGAACUAAGCCAAAGUAUGAUAGCUCAGAGUCGUCGUCAUCCGAUUCUGCGCUCAAAUUGGGCAGUAAAAAAAAAGUUGACAGCAACAAGAAAGAGCCUGCGGAACAAACAGACGAGACCGUGCAUACUCCGCGGCAACCAAAUGUGAUAACCGAUAAAGAAAACAAAACGAUGGGUUGCUCGCCAGUGCAGCAGCAGCCGGCCACUCACACGCCAGCAGACAUAGCACCUCCAGCUGUCACACCUACGUCAAGUUCCCAAUCCACAGCUGCCAAAAUUCCCUCAAAGACCAUCUCUCUGGCCACAAAGGCAGCUGAGCUUCUGCAGAACAUUCAAGGGCUGAACUCUCCUCCCAGACCUGCUAAGAGAUUACCGGUAGGACUCAACAGCCCAGAUCUUACUGGUCCACAAACCCCAGGGACUGGUGGUAACCCAGAAGAGUCGAUGAAAAGUCCAAGGACUCCCUUGCAACAGAAGAAGGGUAAAGAUGCAGAGGGAACACCUAAGAAUCUUCUUCCCCAUAACACCCCAGACGUCCCGACCUGCAGCCCCGCCAGUGAAAACAGCAUCAAUAUGGCUGCUCGCACGCUAAUGAUCCUGUCUCGUGCCGCCAUCGCCAGGACUGGCACGCCACUCAAGAACAGUUUGCGCCAAGAGGCUGGCGAAAAGUCUCCUGCAAACUUGGAGAAUUCCAAGAAACGGAAGCAUUCCCCUUCCACAGCAACCCCCCCUGUUAAGAAGUCUUUAAAGCAAUCUCCCACUAAAAAGCAAAAAAAGCAAAAGAAAAACCUCAUAAAUUGUUUCCCACAUGACUUGGACGUGGAUAAGUUCCUUUCUUCACUUCACUACGAUGAAUAAAAGCGGAAUGGGAAAUAGCUGCUAUAACAUGAACUACUUGAGUUACGUCCAGGAAUAGAACAGGCCAUCUGGUUCAUCCGUAUAACUUAAACUUACAUCUUGUCAAUUGAAAUCAAUCUGUUUUGCUCAAUUAGGCUUUAUUUUUACCAGUAUUGUUGACUUGCAGCAGUUGAGCAGACAUGGCACUUUUUUUUUUUUUUUUUUCAUCAUCUUGCUUGUUUAUGAUUUUGAUACUGUUUAGCAGCAGUAGUUGUAUCACUUUGUAUAGUUGUUUGUUCUCAAGGAUGGUUCAGCAUUUCUUUGGUCAAUAUUUGACUCCGGUUUGACGAAACCAACUGACAGUUAAACAUGUUGCUGUGUACAAAUACAUUUUGUAAUGUGUUUUCCAAUAAAUGUAUUAAUCUGUUUGAACAAUCAAAGUUUUAUCUUAAAAACUGAUGUAAAUGAAAAAUAUGAAAUGGAAAUAAAACAUUUUAGAAUGUAAAGUUUGGGAGCAAAAAUACAAUAUGUCUCGAGCCUGUGAUAUUAACUGAUUGUAUUUCUGCUGCGCAAUAAAGUUGGCUUGCAGGUGUUUA